This is a messenger RNA of Echinops telfairi (small Madagascar hedgehog), 5213 nucleotides long. Its product is annotated as carboxyl-terminal PDZ ligand of neuronal nitric oxide synthase protein. The coding region runs from base 89 to 2236 and encodes 715 amino acids. Gene Ontology annotation, molecular function: nitric-oxide synthase binding. The transcript has 13 exons. The record is from RefSeq and is a predicted model, not a curated record. Lineage: Eukaryota; Metazoa; Chordata; Mammalia; Afrosoricida; Tenrecidae.
CGCCUCCCGCCUCCCCUCGCCGGGGUCUCGCCAGCCCUUUCCUGUAGCGGCCGCCGCCUCUGCAGGAGCGCGUCCACCUCGGGUCACCAUGCCCAGCAAAACCAAGUACAACCUUGUGGACGAUGGGCACGACCUGCGGAUCCCCUUGCACAACGAGGACGCCUUCCAGCACGGCAUCUGCUUUGAGGCCAAGUACGUAGGAAGCCUGGAUGUGCCAAGGCCCAAUAGCAGGGUGGAGAUCGUGGCUGCCAUGCGCCGGAUACGGUAUGAGUUUAAAGCCAAGAAUAUCAAGAAGAAGAAAGUGAGCAUUAUGGUUUCAGUGGAUGGAGUGAAAGUCAUUCUGAAGAAGAAGAAAAAGCUUCUUUUAUUGCAGAAAAAGGAGUGGACCUGGGAUGAGAGCAAGAUGCUGGUGAUGCAGGACCCUAUCUACAGGAUCUUUUACGUUUCUCAUGAUUCCCAAGACUUGAAGAUCUUCAGCUACAUUGCUCGAGAUGGUGCCAGCAAUAUCUUCAGAUGUAACGUCUUCAAAUCGAAGAAGAAGAGCCAAGCUAUGCGAAUUGUCCGGACAGUGGGGCAAGCCUUUGAGGUCUGCCACAAGCUGAGCCUCCAGCACACGCACCAGAAUGCAGAUGGCCAGGAAGACGGGGAGAGCGAGAGGAACAGCAACAGCUCCGGGGACCCAGGCCGCCAGCUCACAGGAGCCGAGAGGGCCUCCACAGCCACUGCGGAGGAGACUGACAUCGACGCCGUAGAGGUCCCACUUCCAGGGAACGACAUCCUGGAGUUCAGCCGAGGGGUAACCGACCUUGACGCAGUUGGGGAUGAAGGAGGCUUCCACACAGAUGCUAAGGUUUCUCCCCACCCACAGGAGCCCAUGCUGACAGCCUCGCCCAGGAUGCUACUUCCCUCCUCUUCCUCGAAGCCACCAGGCUUGGGCUCUGGGACGCCACUGUCCACCCACCACCAGAUGCAACUCCUGCAGCAGCUCCUCCAGCAGCAGCAGCAGCAAACCCAAGUGGCUGUGGCCCAGCCUGGCCCUGCCCCCACUUCUGAUGGAGGAGCUGGAGUCCAGGUUCACUUGCUGAAGGACCAGUUGGCUGCGGAGGCUGCGGCGCGGCUAGAGGCCCAGGCUCGUGUGCACCAGCUCCUGCUGCAGAACAAGGACAUGCUCCAGCACAUCUCGCUGCUGGUCAAGCAGGUGCAGGAGCUGGAGUUGAAGCUGUCCGGACAGAAUGCCAUGGGCUCGCAGGACAGCUUGUUGGAGAUCACCUUCCGCUCCGGAGCCCUGCCUGUACUCUGCGACCCCACGACCCCCAAACCAGAGGACCUGCACUCACCACCACGGGGCGCGGGCCUGGCUGACUUUGCCCACCCAGUGGGCAGCCCCUUAGUUGACCACAGCAUGUUUGAGAAUCUGAACACAGCCCUCACGCCAAAGCUGCAGGCAAGCCGCUCCUUUCCCCACUUGUCCAGGCCUGCGGCCCCCAGCUCUGCCCCACCGGGGCCUGGGGAACCUGGUACGCCAGGACUCUGGGUGGGCAGCAGCCAGCACCUCAAGAACCUUGGCAAAGCCAUGGGGGCCAGAGUCAAUGACUUCCUGCGGAGGAAGGAGCCCUCAAGCCUUGGGGGUGCAGGGGUGAUGGAGAUCAACAAGACCGUGGGUGCCGAGCUGGCCAGUGGAGUUGACAUGGCAGCAGGGCCCUGGCUGGAGGAUGAGCGGCCUGCCCUGCAAGAAGCAUUCCCACGAUUGGACCCUCCGCCGCCCAUAACCAAGAAGCGAAUCCCUCGGGCCCUGAAGACGACCCAGGACAUGCUGAUUUCGUCGCAGCCUGUCCUGAGUAAUCUGGAGUAUGGGACAGAGCUGUCGCCCAGACAGCCCCAGGACUCCCCACCCACUGCACUUUCUCCCAGAGAGCCCAUCACCGACGACGCGCCCCUGCCACAGGCCACCUCGGAAAUGGCGGAGGAAGUCGAGGCCCUGCCCAAUGGAGAGGUCUCCCUGUCGGUGCCUGACCUAAUCCACAAGGAUAGCCAGGGCGAAGCCAAGCUGAGGAUGGCCGAGCGGGAGCGGAGAAGAGCCUCCUCCCCUGGCCUCAUGGAGAGAAACGGUCUCAAACUCAGCCUGAGCCCCAUCAGCCUGGCCGAGCCCCUGGAGGACUGCAGUCCCCCUCCUCGGGCACGGACCUCCAGCCUUGACAACGAAGGCCCUCACCCAGACCUGCUGUCCUUCGAGUAGAGCCUGUUCUCCUUCCUGCUGCACGCCACACCCCUCACUGCCUCCGCUUCCUUCUCCACUGUGCACACCGCCCUUCCUCCACUCCCAUGGGCCCUUGCUCCUCCUGGCAGAGCUGGGUCUCCCAUCAUGGGAGGUGCAGGACCAGGGUCCUAGUUGCUGAGCCAGUCUGCAGAGCCGGGCUCAAGGGCCAUCCCUGAUCGCCAUCUUCUGUUGGCUUCUCUGGGUGCUGGCUCAGCCCUUGGGUACCAGAGUGUGUCCUGGUUUCCAGGUGGAUGGCAGGAGCUCCAGCCCAAGAUGAUGGGCCUUGUGGGCAUUCUCUCGGCCUGUCUUCCCCCAUGCUGCCUACUCCCCUGCCCUCCAGGUGGGGGGCUCUGGGCUCCCUGCCUGGGAGGAAUCCAGCUGAAUGAGGAAUGAUGGGCUGGCAGGUUAGGCUCAAUGAUGGUCCCUGGCCUGAAAGCCAUACCGCUGACCCUGACUGAGCCCAGGUACAGUGCCUCCGUUCCAACUGCAGCCUGGGCCCUCAGGGCUCAAUCUGCCUCUCACGGGAGGGGGCCAUGUGGAGGGGAGGUGUGUGUGUUGGGGCAGUUCAGAGGAGAUGCUUUCCAGACCUGAGACACAGAGGUCUAACACCAGGUUCUCCAGGGUUCCCCUCUGGUUAGAUACAGCGAGCGCUCCCUGGGAGCCAAGCACAGAGCCUGCUGCUGAGGUACUGCCAGCUGUCCUCCAGCCCCCUGCCCAGCUGCCAAGCCCCAGGCUGCUAGCCCCGCCGCCCCCCGCAGCAGGCGAGCUCUGGCUUUGCAGUGAGGACCCAGGAACUCCCGAGCUGGUUUGGCCUUGAGGCUGGUCCUAUUAGAGCCCAGAGCAGAAGUAGUAGAUGAAGAAGGGGAGACAGGGUGCGAGAAGAUCAGCCAAAUGCCUGCAAGGACACAAUCCCAAGGGCCGGGCAUGCCAGCGUGAGGUGAGUCCGAGGGAGGUCAGCAGUGUCUGGCCUGUGGAAAGAAGUGAGGCGGCCAUCCACUUUUAAUUAAGUAGAAGGGGCUUUGCUGUGUGUCGUCCCCCCACCGCCACCACUCCCAAACCCUUGCCUCCCCAGAAGAGCCUUUGCUGGACCCUGAUGCCCUGUCUGCUCCUGCUCUCGGGAGGCUCCUCUGCCUCACCGGUGGCUGCCCUCCUGGGUCAGUGCAGUUUGUGUUCCUGUCUCCCAGCAGGUGUGCUGUCUUGCUGCUUUCUUGUGGCCCAGAGACCCUGUAAACGGGGGACCCCCAGCCUGGGGGCCUUUGCAGAGAGAAGAGCAUCACGUUCUUGAAAGCCAGGCAGCGUGGACCUGAUCAGGACUGGCCAUGUGGCAUCCUGCCUCCUCUUUCCCAAUCAUCCUCGACUUGCUUACCCAAGACGCCAGAGCUCACCUCCCGGUUCAUCAUACCUCUUUCAGCUGGGGGGCCAGAGGUGCUAUGCUGCCUCCAGGCCACAUGGAAUGUGGCUCACUCCAUAUCGGGGAGUGGGGAGCGGCAGGGGUUCCGCUAGUGUGUGGGCUGCCCUACGGGAGCUCUUGCUGCUGCAGCUGUGUGACCUGCCUUCCCACCCCGUUUUCUGUUGUGUCUUCCUUUCCCUCGGAGCGAUGCUCCACCUAGGGCGUACAGCACACCUGGCCUCACCUUCCCCAGCAGGGUCCAUCCUCCUGCGGCUGAAGCCAUCGGGGUGUCACUGGGGGUGGGAGUUCUGCUUGGCUCCAACAACAUCACAGGGUGCGCUACAUGCCUCUCAUGGUCAGAGGAGUGCUCCGGCCUAGUGUCUUGGGUCCUGUGUUUUUUUCCCACAAUGGUUUGGGGUUUUCACACUAAACAUAUAGAUAGAGGUGGGAUCUUAUUCUUACCUGCUUACAAGUGGGCCCACCCUGCACAACAGAACAAAACGAUGCCCCAUCCUGUGCCCCCCUCCUGUUAGGUUGCCAGUUGGGCAUGUACAUACCCGUCUUGGGAACAAGUCCAUCUGAGCCGUGCUUCUCAUGCCAAACGUUCUCUCACUACUUUGAUGGGAAGCAUGCCAGGCUCCAGUGCCAGGUUCGGACGUUGCAGGUCUGCACCACUUAAAGCACCCUGCUCUCCGCUCCACACCCAGCCUCCACCCUGGCCCUCAGACACAGCAUCACAGAGGGGUCCUUCCAGGUAUCCUGGGACCACUGUCAGGGUGACUGCAGAGCUCAUUAGCAUCUGAUACCCAACACGAAACUUUGGGGCCCUGCUCGGUCUGGCCCCUCUGACCUCUGCACCGUGGCUCCCUCCUGUACAACAGGGGCUAUGCUGCUACCUUGGGGGCUCUCUGGGCUGGAACUUGUUCCCGGAUGCUGUAGCUAUGACUGGUGCUAGGGGCUAAGUUGCACCCAGAGCCCAGCAGGUGCAACUACUUUAAAUUCUUCCUGCCUGUGGUCUGGGCUCAGACCAACCCUCCUCUGCAAAGCCCCACUGCUGGUCUCUGUCCACCUCGGCAGCCUGACCUCCCUGUUGGCAGUUUGACAGUCACCCAUACAGUGCCCUGGUAGUCUGGCUUCUCCAAGCAGUGCCUUCAAGCAGCCCAGUCCCCACAAGGGUUGGGUGAUGAGGAAUGAAGAACCAAUCUGUCUCCACCUAAGGAAGCUGGGGCCACAGAAUCCCGUCUCUGUUAUUCCCCCAGCCUCCCUUCCCCUGUAUUCAGCACAGAGCUUUACCCUGAAAGACCACAUGGUGAGCCUCUAGACCCUGGCAGGGGGAUGGUGUAUUCCCUGCCCAGAGGGGAAUGCAUCUGUGGAUGUGUCAUAUAUGUGGACGGUAUGAAGACAGACAUGCAAUCCACUGAUUACUGGAGAACAAGGAGUUGGUCCUAGGUGGGUGGAGGAAGAAGAUUACCAAUGGUUUUGGAGAAUUUCAUAGAGAUUUUAUAUUUAUAUGUUUAGUAAUCCUCUGGUAGAAGGAAGCUGCACAAUAAAAGUUAUUUGGUUUGC